GCUCCCUCUUUUUCUGCGCCUCUUCACUUCAGACGUGCACUGAAUCCACCACAGACUGAGCUGAACAGGCAGACCCCAGCCUAACGUUAUAACCGUAGUGGGCGUAAUAGCUCCACGUUACUAAUAAUAAUGGACUAAGCUUUCUUCGCUGUCGCAGGUUUAAUUAACGCUCCGUGUUCACGGGGAGUUGGAGGAAGAUGAGCUUCUCUUCGCCUGAGGAGGGUUUGCUGCUGCUGCUGUGUGGGGGAGUGGGCUACAUCCUGUGGCGUUUCCUGUGUUUGUAAACUAGACGGUGCAGAAAACGUCGGGCGAAGCGGGCUGUUUUAAUACUAGAUGAGUGAGGUGGGUGUGGCUUCCCACCAUCCCGACGACCAUCCUGACUGACGGAUCUCUGGAUGACCUUGUCCCCACCCCUGUCCCUGCGCUCACAUAUCCCACAGCAAUGUCACAUCUGCCCAGCAGCUCAGUCCGCGACCAUAUGAAAUGGGCGGGGCUGCUUGGAUGCGAGGCUGUCCUCUCCAGUAUGGCCCUGAUGCAGGCCAGUACAAUGGCUGCUCCGCCUAAAAAAAUGAUGUCUCCACUUGGCCACACACCACCUCAGAGAGAGGGACCUGACCGUGCUCCCCAGAGCCAUAUGAUCCUCCCGUCUGGAAUGAGCUGUCCACCACUACUCAUCCGGAAGGAAGGUGAAUUCCAAGCUCCCCGCCUGCUGGACGAGAAAGAGAUGAGGGCCAAUGAAGACAUGCAGCAGAAAAAAAAGAACAGGAAAUCAGUAACGCCCUGUAAAGUAAGAGAACAAGACGGAAGGGGUGGGAAGGGAGGUGGAGACGAGAAUGGGCCUUCAUCCAAAGUGCAGAAAAAUUUUAUUUGUGAUCACUGUUACGGAGCAUUUAGAAGUGGAUACCACCUAAAGAGACACAUCCUCAUUCAUACAGGGGAGAAGCCGUAUGCUUGUGCCGUAUGUGACAUGAGGUUUAUUCAGCGUUACCACCUGGAGAGACACAGCCUCAUUCACACGGGGGUGAAGCCGUACGCUUGUACCAUGUGUGACAUGAGGUUUUUCCAGCGUUACCACCUGGAGAGACACAGACUCACUCAUACGGGGGUGAAGCCAUACGCUUGCUCCAUGUGUGACAUGAGGUUCUUCCAACGUUACCAUCUGGCAAGACACACCCUCACUCAUACUGGGGUGAAGCCAUACGCUUGCUCCAUGUGUGAUAUGAGAUUUUUCCAACGCUACCACUUGACAAGACACAGCCUCACUCAUACGGGCGUGAAGCCAUAUGCUUGCUCUAUGUGUGACAUGAGAUUUUUCCAGAGAUACCACCUGGCAAGACACACACUCACUCACACGGGGGUGAAGCCAUACGCUUGCUCCAUGUGUGACAUGAGGUUCUUCCAGCGUUACCAUUUGGCAAGACACACCCUCACUCAUACUGGUGUGAAGCCAUAUGCUUGUACCAUGUGUGACAUGAGAUUUAUUCAACGUUACCAGCUGGAGAGACACAGCCUUACUCAUACAGGGGUGAAGCCGUACGCUUGCACCAUGUGUGACAAGAGGUUUUUUCAGCGCUACCACCUGGCGAGACACAGCCUCACUCAUAUGGGGGUGAAACCUUAUGCUUGCACCAUGUGUGACAUGAAGUUUUUCCAACGUUACCACCUGGCAAGACACAGCCUCACUCAUACGGGUGUGAAACCUUAUGCUUGCACCAUGUGUGACAAGAGGUUUUUUCAGCGCUACCACCUGGCGAGACACAGCCUCACUCAUAUGGGUGUGAAACCUUUUGCUUGUACCAUGUGUGACAUGAGGUUUUUUCAACGUUACCACCUGGCGAGACACAGCCUCACUCAUACGGGUGUGAAACCUUAUGCUUGCACCAUGUGCGACAAGAGGUUUUUUCAGCGCUACCACCUGGCGAGACACAGCCUCACUCAUAUGGGUGUGAAACCUUUUGCUUGUACCAUUUGUGACAUGAGGUUCGUUCAGCGUUACCACCUGGCGAGACACAGCCUCACUCAUACGGGGGUGAAGCCGUAUGCUUGUUCCAUGUGUGACAUGAGGUUUAUUCAGCGUAACCACCUGGAGAGACACAGCCUCACUCAUACGGGAGAGAAGCCAUUUGCAUGUGACAUGUGUGAUAUGAGGUUUAUUCAGCGCUACCACCUGGAGAGACACAAGCGUGUCCACAGUGGGGAGAAGCCUUACCAGUGCGAACGGUGCCAGCAGAAUUUUUCACGCACAGACCGGCUGUUGCGACAUCGGCGGUUGUGCCAGGGUCGCAGCGUACCCAAAGUAGAGAACCAGCCGUGCUGCGAGCCACGCCCUUAUCCCCAAGAACCCCCACCUGCACCUCCAACCUGGAGCCCCCUGCAUCCUCCGCCGGGGCGGCUGGCAGUCUGACAUUCCGCCUUCUCAUCACCCACAACUCCACCGGAGACGGGCCGAGCCACACAGGGUUUCCUCCUCCCACCUCUGUGCUGGGUGGUGCCACAAUCGAGCACAGACUGAUCUCACAGAAUGAUGACCGUGGGACUUUUAUGUUUUAGUUAACUUUUUACUGUGUUCCCCCUUUCUUUCUUGGUUUUUUUUUUUUUUUUUAAAGAAGAGACAUUUCGGUGAUGAACAGUGGUCCUGUUUUGUACUAUAUCUUUUUCUUUUCUUUUUUCCCCAAAAGAAACGUUUUUACUGUUAACAAAAAUCAGUUGGUGGUACUGGGGGGAACUGAACUGGCUAUUGUUUGUCCUUAUUAUGUAUUUGUGAACAAUUGGUGAAGAAAAGUAGUUGAGCUGCUUUAGAUAUUUUUAAAUGGCCCAUUUUGGCUGUAAAGAAUUGUCACUCAGGUUAAAAUGAUUAAAACUGAACUUUCCCUCCUAAGCAGAGAGCAGAAACUCUUCGGACGUGUCUCUUGUGGACCAGAGUUUGCUUGCCUUUUUUUUUUUUUUUUUUUUUUUUGCAGG
This is a messenger RNA of Nematolebias whitei (Rio pearlfish), 2961 nucleotides long. RefSeq names its product zinc finger protein 740a (gene znf740a). The transcript has 21 exons. NCBI's taxonomy places the organism in Eukaryota, Metazoa, Chordata, Actinopteri, Cyprinodontiformes, Rivulidae. The record is from RefSeq and is a predicted model, not a curated record. The coding region runs from base 443 to 2404 and encodes 653 amino acids.